CGGCUGGCCGGAUCACGUGUCGGGGGUGCUGCAGGCGGCCCAGCAGCGGAGAGGGGUGUUUAGUUUUUCAGGGUCGGAUGCGCGGAACCAGCUGAGACAGCAUGUCACUCGAGGACCCUUUCUUUGCAGUCAAGGGCGAGGUGCAGAAGGCGGUGAACACGGCUCGCGGGCUCUAUCAGCGCUGGACCGAGCUGCUCCAGGAGGAGGCGCUGGUCAGCAAGGAGGAGCUGGACUGGACCACCAACGAGCUGAGGAACAGCCUGAGAUCCAUCGAGUGGGACCUGGAGGACCUGGAGGAGACCAUCGGCAUCGUGGAGUCGAACCCACGCAAGUUCAAGAUCGAAGGAGACGAGGUGGCGGAGAGGAGAGCCUUCGUGGAGAGCUCCAGAGACACAGUCAGGGAAAUGAAAGAUCACAUUUCAAGCCCCUCAGCCAUUGCGAAGACAGAAAGGAAAAGCCGGCAGGCUCUGCUGGGAGGGGGGUCCUCUCGUGGGGGGGUGCAGGCUGACCGCUACACUCUUCUGGAUCAGGACCUGGGAAACACGCGGUACAUAGAGGACCAGCAGGCACAGCAGCAGCUGAUCGUGGAGCAGCAGGAUGAGCAGCUGGAGCUGGUGUCUGGCAGCAUCCGAGUCCUGAAGAACAUGUCGGGGCGCAUCGGAGACGAGCUCGACGAGCAGGCAGUGAUGCUGGGAGAGUUCUCCGAGGAGAUGGAUCAGACGAGUUCCCGCAUGGACGGUGUUCUCAAGAAGAUGGAGAAAGUCUCCCACAUGACCAGCAGCCGGCGGCAGUGGUGUGCCAUCGCUGUCCUCGCUGCGAUCCUGGUGGUGGUGCUCAUCCUGCUCUUCACUCUGUGAUUGUCGAGUCUGGCCUGGAGCCUGGCUCCGGGGGGGGGGGGGGGGGGGGGACCGACAGACAGACUGACAGCCCCCCACAAGCGAGGAAACGACACAGGAACCAAGAAACCAACACCAGAGACACUUUAAAAGAGGAAAGCUUUUUUUUGUUUGUUUUGUGUACGUUUUGAAAGAGAAAGCUCGUGGCUCGCUGUGCUUCACUGAUCGCAUUCACACCCUGUGGAUUCUGCUCCAGCGCCCCCUGCAGGGGUGGAGGGGGGCAAUUUGGGGUUUUUCUCUGUAAACGUGUGCAGUCUGGUGAGCUAAAGAUCUGAUGUCGCAUCUCGUGAGGAGACGGUGAACUCUGCAGCGCUUAUAAAGAGAAGUUCAGGAGCGAGAGCCGGCCGUCGGCCAGCGAUCCGCGUGCAGCGAGAGCUCUCCUCCCUCAGCAGCGAGUCAGCCUGCCCUACAUCAAAAAACUCCCCACUAUAGGGUUACCAUUUUUAAUAUGUAAAAUAACUUGGUUUUUAAUAUAAUGUAUAUGUACUGUAAUUGUGUGCUUUCCAACCCCUGAACACGCAUUAAUAAAUAAACAAAUGCUUUUUACAAA
Messenger RNA from Polyodon spathula (Mississippi paddlefish), 1446 nucleotides. Its product is annotated as syntaxin-6-like. Gene Ontology annotation, biological process: Golgi vesicle transport. The record is from RefSeq and is a predicted model, not a curated record. The coding region runs from base 102 to 857 and encodes 251 amino acids. Gene Ontology annotation, cellular component: membrane. NCBI's taxonomy places the organism in Eukaryota, Metazoa, Chordata, Actinopteri, Acipenseriformes, Polyodontidae. The transcript has 8 exons.